AUGGUUUCCGAGGAACUGCUGGAGCAGUGUCUCCAGAUCCUGCAGGAUCAGGCACUGGAUGAGGAAGAGCAGGUUGAGAAAGUGGAGGACUUUUUGCGCGCGAACACAUCCUUGUCGGGAUCACCCUUGGAGAAUGCAGUACUGGACAUCCUUUGGCGCCAUCGCAACCGCAAUAUACCAGAUGCAUCGCCUCCAGUUCGUCAUACUGUGAUUCGCCGCUCAUCGCCCGCACCAUGGCAGAUGGCUCGUUCAUCUACACCGCUAUCCCCGCAUUCGACUUUGGGAACGAGUCCCGGGAGCACCUCGUGGAUGCAGAGCUCGCGCGGGCCUUUCACGCGGCCCCCGCUAUCCUCAACUGUAUCUCCGUUUACGUCCCCACGUCCAUCACCUCGACUUGCCCUUGCGCAGCCUAUUCCUCAUUCCCCAAAUCUCAACGCCUACGAGUUUUCAGAUCAGAGCCAGCUCUCUGACUUCUACGGAGACCUUGGUGGUGAUAACAACGUCGACUGGUUGGUCGCAGAUGAUGCCAACAGCACAACGUCAUCCGCCGGCGGCCUCAGCACCCCCGGAGCACUCAGCGCCACUGCGGUUGAAUUCGUUCCAGACAUGAGCCCGCAUGAUAUCUUACGCACGGUGCUAGGCGACAAACGGUCAAACGAUGAAAUAGAAGCCGCCCUGGAGGCCAACAGUUACGAUCUCGGCGCGACUAUUGCUUCCCUCUCGCAGGAUAUAGAAUCAGAGGCAAUCGCAAAACAAAACGACGACGGCCGUGUUCUGGUUGGCAAGUCCAUGACAAUGGAGCAAGUACGUCCGAUCACACCAUCCGGCAACGGCCGUAGCCCUGUAGUCUGCAAGUACUGGCUGUCUACUGGACAGUGCCUUCGAGCGGACUGCCGGUUUAGUCAUGACCUAACCACGCAUCUAUGCAAAUAUUGGGUAAUGGGAAAUUGCCUAGCUGGAGAUGGCUGUCCUUUUUCGCAUGACCCUUCAGCUCUCAUCGGCAAUCUCAAUGUUACGGAUAGUAGCCGGCCAGCUUCGCCUUCGCCAUUCCAGAUGGACAGCGGCUCCGAUGCGUUCCCACCGCUGCAAUCAGCAGACAGUGGUGAUCAAUGGGCAACUCAGUACUCCGGCCGAUAUCCCGGCCAUCUCUCCGCUUAUCAAGCCAACAAGUAUGCACCCCCUGGCUUGCAUCCUGGAAUGAGUAAGCGGAAUGGAAGUGCUACACACCUUGGACGACCCAACUCUCGCCCGUCCAGCCGUCACCAACACCGGGAGUUGAAUCCUGCUGCGCCGUCUGUGGACGAUCCAGACGCUUUCCCGACUCUUGCCGCGGUCAAUGCCAAGAAUGCUGCAAAGAAGCAUGGAAAGCGGGGCGGUCAUAACAACCGCGAAACAAGCCUGAGCAAAGAAAGUAUUCCUUCAUCUCUAGCUGAUGUGGUUCGGAUGACUCCGUCCCCUGCUCCAUCUAAAACUAAACCCGGCUCCAAAAACAAGGACCUUAAGGGACGGGAGAAUAGCGCGGCCGCUCAGUCAAUCCCAGCCCCGCAAAAUAUUCCCUGGCUGGAAACUGGCACGCGAGCCAAUCAACAGUACAUAAAGUACCGCACAGAGGCUAUUCGUCAUGGCACUGUGCGUAACAAGUUCCUGCAGAGCGCUGCCCAAGCAUGGAACCGCAACGAUGCACGAGCUGCCAAAGCAUUGUCAUUACGUGGCCAAGCCGAGAACGAUGCGAUGCGUAGGUGUCAUCGGGAGGCUGCACGCCAGCUCUACGAAGAACGCAACCAACAUCUUUCCCGUAAGGGGCUAGACGAAUCGUCCGAGGAGCUUUACGUUGAUUUGCAUGGUCUCCAUCCAGAAGAGGCCAUUGAAUAUCUCGAGAAGAUCUUGCUCAAGCAUGCUAAAGAGGGUCUCCGGGUAGUAUAUGCUAUUACCGGCACUGGUCAUCACUCGAAGAAUGGCAAAGAUAAGAUCGGCAAGGCCAUCAAGGCAUGGUUGAAUGAGUGGCGGUACUUGUUCCGGGAGUUCAGUGUGCCUGGCGAACGAGGCGGCUAUGUCGGAGGCAUUCUCGGCAUCGAUCCCACAAGUUAUGAUAAGUCGAUUGCGAAGGAGCUGGCAAGUGAUCUGACGGAGGCCAACGCUGGCGGAGAGCCCCCGUCCUGA
This is a messenger RNA of Penicillium bovifimosum, 2160 nucleotides long. RefSeq names its product CCCH zinc finger and SMR domain protein. Gene Ontology annotation, cellular component: nucleus. Bases 1 to 2160 code for a protein of 719 amino acids. NCBI's taxonomy places the organism in Eukaryota, Fungi, Ascomycota, Eurotiomycetes, Eurotiales, Aspergillaceae. Gene Ontology annotation, molecular function: RNA binding; metal ion binding. Gene Ontology annotation, biological process: negative regulation of DNA-templated transcription. The record is from RefSeq and is a predicted model, not a curated record. The transcript is spliced from 3 exons.